Messenger RNA from Macrosiphum euphorbiae (potato aphid), 459 nucleotides. The record is from the annotation of a GenBank genome assembly. NCBI's taxonomy places the organism in Eukaryota, Metazoa, Arthropoda, Insecta, Hemiptera, Aphididae.
AUGUUUGAAGAUAUUUGCAAAGAAAUGGAUCUAGAUUGGAAACGAAAUAUCGUAUAUGGGAAGUUUUUAUCAGCAGUGAAUUUGAGACGAGAAUAUUUACAAUUCGCAAACACUUCUAUUGAAUUUGAAAAGUUGGUGAAACUUCCAGAAAAACUACAUGAACAACUAGAUCAUGAUCUUACAGAUGUUUUAAAUUCUGAUGAUAAUGAUGACCAAACACCGAUGAAGACAGUUCUGAGGAAGACGAAAAACCACAAGAUACAAUACAUAUGCUAUUUGAAUGCUUUUCCAGAACGUGCAUUUUCUAAAUUGAAAUUGAUUAAAACACGUCUCAGAUCAACAAUGUGCGAAGAACGCUUAGAAUCACUCUUGAUGAUUUCAUGUGAAAAGGAUAUUCCAAUAGAUACAGAUGAAGUCAUCAAAUGUUUUUCAUCAUAUAGUCCAGUUCUUUUAAAAUAA